This is a messenger RNA of Carcharodon carcharias (great white shark), 417 nucleotides long. It is a transcript of the gene cenpv, whose product is annotated as centromere protein V. NCBI's taxonomy places the organism in Eukaryota, Metazoa, Chordata, Chondrichthyes, Lamniformes, Lamnidae. The record is from RefSeq and is a predicted model, not a curated record. The annotation marks the transcript as partial. Gene Ontology annotation, molecular function: carbon-sulfur lyase activity. The transcript is spliced from 5 exons.
CUAAACUCUAGCGAGUAUAAAGUUCUUGUGAAACAUACAGGAGGGUGUCACUGUGGGGCUGUCCGCUUUGAACUGAGGGCCUCUGCAGAUUUGCACCUUCUUCACUGCAACUGCAGUACCUGUACAAAGAAACAGAUUAAAGGGUUCUUCGUUCCAGCCUCCCAGUUCAGACUCCUCAUAGGAGCUGACAAUUUAACUGUUUACACAUUCAACAUGAAGCAAGCAAAACAUACCUUCUGCAAAAUAUGUGGAGUGCAAAGUUUCUACACACCUCGCUCCCACCCCAAUGGAUAUGUUGUGAUGGCUUACUGCCUGGAUGAAGGUACUGUAAACAGCGUCACUGUGGAACAAUUCAAUGGCAAGGACUGGGAGAAGAGCAUGAAGGAGAACAAGGCCUUACAGAAUUUGCCUAAGUAA